Molecule: messenger RNA, 2991 nt
Organism: Symbiodinium natans
Lineage: Eukaryota; Dinophyceae; Suessiales; Symbiodiniaceae
Source: the annotation of a GenBank genome assembly
AUGGCUGAGGAUCCUCCACCGGCCGCGGCCUCCUGGGGUGACGGCCCCUACACCGCUGAGUGGCGAUGGGAGGCUUCCUGGCGCCCCUAUACCUGGUCCUCCAGCUGGUGGAGCUGGAGUCCUAGUUGGUGGUCGCGUGGCUACGGCUGGGACCAGGAGCGUGACUGGCGACAGUCUUGGAACGACUGGGGGGGCUAUUGGAAGAAGCCGUACGAGGACCAGUGGCCAUGGAGCAGCUGGCAAAGCUGGCCGCCGUCGUACGCGGAAAGUACACCGUGGCAACACGAGGACUCUCCGCCUCGCCGACCCGAGGCACCGGAAGCACCCCGCGAAGCUGAGGCUUCUCCUUUGCAGCGGGAGCAGCCAGAACCCUCGAGGGAAAGGCAGAGCCCUUCUCCGCAGCCUGUGCAGCUAGUGGAGGAGGAAGUUUCCUCUUCUCCGCUGCGGGAGCAGGAUCCCUGGAAGGAGUGGCACAGCUUAGCGUCACGGCCGCGGGAGCCUGCGCAGGUGCCGCCGCGACGAGAGCCACCGGACCCUUGGAAGGACUGGCGGAGCUCCGUUCCACCAUCGAAGGAGGACAGCUCGCACGUCGUUAGCCGGGGCCAGCAGGUGGUGGCAAAUCCACAGGAGACUCCAAGCGAUGAUGCGCCUGAGCAGGUCGGCAAAGAGGAGGGCGACAUGGGUGAUGCUGUCCCUUGUCAGCCUGUCCUCGAAGAUGCCUGGAGAGAGCAAGAGGCACGAACGGAGGCCCCUGCUGAACCGGCGCGUGCGCGGCGUCUGCCGCGUGACAUCACGUCCAAAGUCUUUGUCACAGGCCUUAGCGGCGAAACUGCGCCAGAGACUUUGGGCGAGUACUGCCAAGGGGUUGGCGAAGUCCGGUACGUCUCAAUCUUCAUGGAUUCGGACAGCAGUGACCCCAACGGCACUGCAAAAGUGGACUUUGACAGCGAGGAGACCGCAAAGCGGGCGAUCCGCGAAUUGAGCGGGACCUUGCUUGAUGGCAGCAUCAUUACACUGCAAAGCUUGGCGGAUGUCCCUGCCUAUUUGUGGCAGCGAAGGGACAACGAUGGCUGUGCCGUCUUCGUCUCCAACCUGGGCACGGAGGUGGGGCGCUUUGAGCUCAAGGCCUUUGCUGCAGAAGCAGGGGAUGUGGGCUUCGUGCGCAUCUUCACAGACCGGCAGACGGGUCUCUCACGCGGCUGUGGCAAGGUGGAGUUUGCUUCCUUGGAGCAAGCCCAGCAGGCAGUGCAGCUCUUGAAUGGCAAGGUCCUGGCAGGUCGCGCCGUCACAGUGGAGCCCAUGGCCUCAGAGGGUGCGCAGCGGCGUCCGCCAGCGGUCUUGAACUCCCACCGCACUGCAUUCGUGGGUGGCCUCUCCACUGACAUGGACGAAGGCGGCCUUCUGGACCUGGUCUCGGACAUUGGCCCGGUGACUUUUGCCCGGAUUUUCCGAGAUCGCCAGAGUGGCAACUCGAAGGGUUGUGGCAAGGUGGAGUUCGAGACAGAAGAGCUAAUGUCCAAGGCAGUGAGUGAGUUGAAUGGCAAGGAGGUAAAUGGUCGGAAUAUCACCGUGGAGCCGUUCAGCCAGGCGCAUGAAGGCCGGCCACUGCGAGAUGCUCCGCCGCCCGUGAUCGAUGGGCGGCAGGUCUUCCUGUCCGGGCUUUCUGCAAGCACCGACUCGGAUACGCUGCGGAAGUUCUGCGAGCUCACUGUGGGGCCCGUCACCAACGCGCGUGUGUUCACUCACCGUGACACUGGCGAGUCCAGGGGCACCGCGAAGGUGGAGUUCGACUCCCCGCAGCUGGCGCAGUCCGCCAUCCAGGCUCUGAAUGGCCGCCUGCUGGACGGGAGCUAUCUUUCAGCGCGGAUGAUGGAGCGCGAUCGCCCGCUGAGACCACCUGCAGAAGGAAGUUGUCGCAUCUUCAUUGCGAACCUUCCCGAUGAGGUCAGCGAGGGGCAGGUGCAAGACUUGCUGCAGCAGGCCGGUGAGGUCUUGUCCGUGCAGGUCUUCAAGACGGGUGCGGGCAACACUGCCAGCCGCGCGGUGAUGGCAUCACCAGACCAAGCUCAGCGAGCUGUCAGCGUGCUGAACGAGACUUUCUACAUUUCCAACCGCAUCACUGUGCGCCUGGACGCCGAGCGGCCAAAGGCACAGACGGAUGCGACAGUUUUCGUGGGAGGCUUGAGUUUCAGCACCACCAGUCAAGGCUUAGAGCAGCACUUCAGCCGAGUGGCGAAAGUCGUUCAGGCGUCUGUGUUCACCGCCAAAGAGACCGGGAAGCCGCGAGGUUCGGGGAAGGUGGAGUUCCAGUCCGCGCGCGAUGCAGAACGUGCGGUCCAGGAGCUGAACGGCUCGGAGCUUGAUGGCCGAUCGGUCCACGUGAAAAUCAUGGAGGCCCGACCGCCGGAGAGGUCCGGUCCGGUGCGGCCACCUCCGGGCUUGGGACCCCCAGACAGCGGCCGCCAGCUCUUUGUGUCUGGCCUUGCGCCCACCACACAAACCGAGUUGCUGCGAGAGUUCUGCGAAGCCUGUCUUGGCGAUGGAUCAGUUGUGUACUGCAACGUCUUCCAUGACCACGACACCGGCGAGUCGAAAUGCACUGCGAAACUCGAGUUGGCCUCUUCAGAUCUUCUGGACAGAGCCCUGCAGGACUUGGAGGGUGCGCAGCUGGAGGGCGGCCGUUUGUCCCUCCGCCGACCAGGUGAAGCCCGGCAGCCCCCAGCACCCGAUGGGCGGACGAUCUUCCUGGGAGGGCUCAGCUGGGACGUCGACUCGGAGGCCCUGAAAGCCUUCGCCAGCCAGGUCGGGGAGGUCACCUACGCUGCAGUGUUCACCAACAAAGAGACAGGGAAAUCCAAAGGUUCAGGCAAAGUUCAAUUUGCUACAGCAGAGCUGGCGGAUAAGGCCGUGGAGGAGCUUUCCGGCCAGGAUCUCAUGGGUCGCGAGGUUCAUGUCCGCAUGAUGGAGGCGCAGCCCAAGAAGCCGAGCUGA